This is a messenger RNA of Stylophora pistillata, 1076 nucleotides long. Its product is annotated as coiled-coil domain-containing protein 169. The record is from RefSeq and is a predicted model, not a curated record. Lineage: Eukaryota; Metazoa; Cnidaria; Anthozoa; Scleractinia; Pocilloporidae.
AAUGGAGGAAAGAUCUUCAAACUAUAUUUUACAAGGCAGUCUUUCGUUUUCCAGUUUAGCAAUCCUGUAUCGAUCACCAGAUUUUCAGUUGAUGUCGUAACCAUAGAAACCAGACAUGCGCCGUGUCCGAAGAUUUACCGACAUAAGUCCGGUAACUCCGACCACGAAAACCAAAGAGAGAGUAGAUAACAAGAAAAAACUUCAUAAACAAUCUAAAAAGUCAAAGAAAGGUUUUACAAUGAGUAAUCCGCGUGGCCCAAAGCCACAGCAACAUCAAGACGGACCAAGAACGGAGUUAGACUACGAAAUCGAACGACUAAAAGCAGAAAUACAACAAGAACGACAAAUGAAGGAGAUGCUAGAACAGUCUUCUGUUGAAUUGGAGAAUACCAUCAGCGAUCUGGAAGAGAAAAACGAAAAUGUAGAAGGCGAAGAUAACGAAUGGAAGACACGAUUUGAAACCCAGCAAGAAAUGAACAACCAGCUUGAGAAACAAGUUGUGCUAUUAAGGGACAAACUUGGCCAGCUAAAGAUUCCAUCUCGAGAUGGAAAACCAAGUAAUCAUCUCAAAACAUAUAAUGGUCUAUCAGAUGCAGAAAUAAGAAAACUAAUGAAACAACUGGAGAGAGACAAAACUGAGUUGCAAGGUCAGCUACGAGACCUGGAAUGGCGUCUAGACAACGAAUCUAAGGCUUACCACAAGAUUAAUGAAGAGAGAAAGAAGUACCUAACUGAACUUGAUGAGACUGCUGCAUUCAUUGAUGACACUAAAACGAAAACAAGACAAGCACUUCAUGAAGCUCAGAGAGAGAAUGAAGCUCAGUUGAACAAUGCAAAAUUGAGACAUCCUAAUCACUUUGGCCUGCCAGACAAUCAAAGGAUAAUUGAUCCAAAGAGAGGCCCUGUGAAGAAGGUAGCAGCUGUACGGAAGCUUCCAAAGUUGGACAGCUCAGGAUCAGGAGGAAGCAAAUCACCUGGCAAUAGUCCCAGGAAUAGGUAGCAUGUGUGAAUAGAAUUUGAAAUAAUUUUAUAGGAUGGCCAAACUUAAUAAACAAUAUCUUCAGUUAAGGUCAGAA